Messenger RNA from Pungitius pungitius (ninespine stickleback), 1244 nucleotides. Its product is annotated as high mobility group AT-hook 2b. Gene Ontology annotation, biological process: regulation of DNA-templated transcription. Lineage: Eukaryota; Metazoa; Chordata; Actinopteri; Perciformes; Gasterosteidae. The transcript has 6 exons. The record is from RefSeq and is a predicted model, not a curated record. Bases 207 to 569 code for a protein of 120 amino acids. Gene Ontology annotation, molecular function: transcription coregulator activity; DNA binding. Gene Ontology annotation, cellular component: chromatin; nucleus.
UCAGAGAGAGAGAGAGAGAGAGAGAGAGGGAGAGAAUCCAACCAAUGAGACUGUCGAUACGUUGAUAUUUUCACAGUUGUGCGCGAGCACACGGUGAGCUGACGUCGAGAACUUCCAGGUGAAACUACAGACCGUCUCAAGCCCUCGAGGCUGCUUCUCCAGGCUUUGAUGCCCACACUCUUUGAAGCAGGGGGACAGACGCAGGCAUGAGUGACAGUGGGACCAAAGAUCCGUCUCCGGAGCCCAGCGCUGCUCAGUCACCUCCUGAGCCUCAGCGCCGGGGCAGGGGUCGGCCGCGGAAACAGCUGCAGGAGCCUGUUGGACCACCGACUCCAAAGCGACCAAGAGGACGACCGAAAGGAAGCAAGAACAAAGGCCCAAGGACUGCACUCAAGAAGGUCGAGCCCGUCGGGGAGCGACGACCUCGUGGGCGACCGAGGAAAUGGCCCCAGAAAGUAAUUCAAGUAGCUGAAGAGCAACAGGGCUCUUCAGACGAGGAUGAAGAUGAGAGUUCCUCGCAGCUUGAGCCCACCACAUCUCAGGAUCCAGCACAGGAGGAAGGGAAGUAGUCGUAGUAGGGUACCUCUCUACCUACCUCAAGGUUUGGCCUUCAACAAAUAGGGAUACUGUCUGACUCCUAUCUGUGAAGGCGAUUCAGGAACACACACACACACACACACACACUCAUAACACACACACACACACACAACACACAAAAAAUCAUGGCAGAAAGUGGUUUCUUCAGCUGGUACUGUAUCAUGGUUUUAUUGCUUCACGCUCAGAGUUUGGUCAUUUCAUCUUCGAAGCUGGCUUCUGGUAAGGGAAUAAUAUGAUAUUAUGGGAUGUACAUCUAUUCCCAUUCCAGCCGGGGAGUUACGUAGGAUGAUUGAUACCAGGCUCAUAUCGCCGCGGUUAAUGUUAAGUUACUGUAAGCAGCUAGUUAGCUUAGCAUAAAGACUGGAAACCGGUUACUAAAUAUAAACGCCUGCAACCUCCAAAGCUAAGAGGUUUAUUUCUCGUUUGUUUAAUCGGUGAACAGAUGAGCGUUUGAGUUUCAGACCGUUUACGGUCUUUUUGCGAAGCUGCGCAUUCUUUGUUCUAUCAAUCUUCUCAUCUAACUCAAUGCAAAUAUAAGUGAUGAGUGUAUUUCACUUAUCACCUACUACUUCAAGGAUGUCUGCUUUCCCCAACGUGUGUGUGUGUGUGUGUGUGUGUGUGUGUGUGUGUGUGUGUGUGUGUGUGUG